Molecule: messenger RNA, 816 nt
Organism: Daucus carota subsp. sativus
Lineage: Eukaryota; Viridiplantae; Streptophyta; Magnoliopsida; Apiales; Apiaceae
Product: single myb histone 5
Exons: 8
Coding region: 1-816 (271 amino acids)
Molecular function (GO): double-stranded telomeric DNA binding
Source: RefSeq, a predicted model, not a curated record
AUGCUCUUUGUGCUUUUGAACGGACAGAGAACAACUCUUCCAUACCCUCUCGCAUCCUGUGUUUCACUGAAAGUGGAUAUUCUUGUACGAGUUGAUGGUAGUACUAGUUUAAGUGGAAUUCACUUUUUAGAUUUGGGGAAAGUAGUUGACAAGGACUUAAAAGCUAUAGUGAAGGGAAGGAUUGCAUGGUCAGAUGAAGAGGAAGCUGCAAUUAAGGAUGGAGUAUCAAAACACGGUGUUGGAAAAUGGCGAAUAAUUCUUAAUGACCCCGAGUUUAGCACUACGUUGAAACUCCGUACAAAUGUGGACCUCAAGGAAAUGCAUGAAUCUAAUUCAUGUGCUAUUGUUAAUAUCAUUGCAAGCAAGACAGGUGCAUUUACGUUUGAUGACGGAAAACUGAAGAGGCUAACCAAUGCCGAGCAGCCAUCCAGUUCUGCUCAAAAUCAGGACAAAUUGCCCCCUCCAAACUUGAAGGUGUAUACGCGGAGAAACAAAAAAACUGUCACCACUGACGGAGAACUAAACAAGGAGAAAUUGCCACCUCCAAACUUGAAGUUGAUUUCGGAGAGAAACAAGAGAAUGAUCACAUCAGAUGGAACACUAAAAGAGCGAGAAAUGGAGUAUGAUGCGACAGCCUCAGCAGGCAGCCUGCAGGAUGGAGUUUGUGCUGAGCCGAUAAGGGCAAGGCGGAUGAGUAGUGGUGAGGAUUCAGCUGCUGUCGCAGCAGCACUUAAAAAGGCCAAAACUGCUACUGCAUCUGGUGAGGAAGCCGAAAAGGAGGCUGUAAAGGUGAGGAAGCAGAAAAGGAGGCUGUAA